AUGGCAGCCGCAGCGGUGACCUCGCCGGAUCCCUUCACGUUCCACUGCCCCGUGGCGACAGCGGCUCCGGUUGAGGCUGACGUCGACGAGUUCGAAUUCCACGUCGUGCCAGCCGCCGCGGCAGCGCUCUCGGCUGCCGACGAGCUCUUCUCCGGCGGGAAGCUCGUGCCUUUACACCGACCCGCGCCCGCAUCUGCGCCCUGCUCCCCUCCGCCGUGCCUGGAGGUGGAGCCGGCGUCAGAGCCGACGUCCCCUCGCGCCCCGCGAUGCACUGGGCGGAGGUGGCGCGACCUCCUCCUCCUCGUGUCCAGCUCCAGGAAACCCAAGGCUGCCAGCGCCGGCGGCGGCGGCGACGCCAGCAAGUGUGCGGCGGAUGGGUAUCUGCAGGCGCGACGGGAGGCGCAUUUCCGGCCGCUCCUCUCGCGGGACUCCCCGUCGUCCUCGUCGGCGUCCUCGGUCGACUCGGGCAAGAACGCGCGCCGCCCGCCGCCGUCGUCGUCGUGUUCCCCGCUGCGGACGCGGUCGGCGCCCGUGGCAAACCUCCUCCACCUCAUGUCCAGGACAAGAUCUACGGGCGGCGACAAGGUCGGCGCUGCCGCCGCGGACGCGCCGCCGCGUCCGAAGCGGCAGGAGCAGGCGGCGGCGAGCGCGCACCUGCUCCUGACACGAGCCUCGUCCUCGUCCUCGGCGUCCUCCUCGGACUCCUGCAGGAACCCACGCCCAGGCGCGGGCUCGUGGCGGCCGCGCGGGCCCUCUCGUCCGUCGUCCCGGCCCGCGGUGGCGGCGGAGAGCCCGCGCGUGAGCGCGUCCGGCCGCGUGGUGUUCCGCGGCCUGGAGCGCUGCUCGAGCACGCCGGCGUCGGCGGGCAUCGGCCCGCGCCGGCCGCGGCCCAGGGGCAUGGAGCGGUCCUACUCGGCCAAUGUGCGCGUGGAUCCGGUGAUCAACGUCUUCGGCUUCGGCCACCUGUUCAUGCCGUCGUCGCCGGCCAAGGAGAAGAAGGCCGACAGGGAGAGGGACGUCGCAGCAGGCCGCAGGAACAGGCCGGAGAAGCUGGCCAUGGUGCUGAGAGAUCCACAGGAUUAG
Molecule: messenger RNA, 1083 nt
Organism: Miscanthus lutarioriparius
Lineage: Eukaryota; Viridiplantae; Streptophyta; Magnoliopsida; Poales; Poaceae
Source: the annotation of a GenBank genome assembly